AUCCCAAACACACACACAUUUUUCCCCCGGACUUGGAAAGUCACCCAAAGCCGCCCCAAGUGCAGCAAACAGACCUCGCUGACUGAAGGCCAAGACCCCUUCCAUCCCAUCUGCCCUUCCGGCCACCACGGUUGUCAGCCCUCCCGUAGAAGGGGACCCUGCAGCUCCAGUGGUGCACAGUGGAAUGGACUUUGGACCCCGGUCUCUUGGGACACAAAGGAUGAAGUGACGCCCCUACUUUGAGAGAGGAGCCUCUAGGACCCGCUGCGAGAGUUUGGGACCAAGGAGAGGAGAAUGGAUCUCGGUACAGCUGAAGGCACCCGGUGCACCGACCCGCCCGCAGGCAAGCCCGCGAUGGCGGCCAAGCGCAAAGGCGGCCUGAAGCUCAACGCCAUCUGCGCCAAGCUGAGCCGCCAGGUGGUGGUGGAGAAGGGGGCAGAGGCGGGCCCCCAGCCCGAGGGCAGCCCGCUGCGGCCGCGGGACCGAGAGGCCGGCGUGGCCCGGGGCGUCCGCAGCGAGGAAGACAAGAGGCGGGCGGUGAUCGAGAAGUGGGUCAACGGUGAGUACAGCGAGGAGCCCGCGCCCGCGCCCAGCCUGGGGCGGAUCGGCCGCGAGGGCCUGGAGCUGCCGCCCGAGGGCGUCUACAUGGUGCAGCCCCAGGGCUGCAGCGACGAGGAGGACCACGGCGAAGAGCCCCCCAGGGAUGGCGGUGGCGUCGCGGAGGAGAAGGAGUCUGACGGGGUGGCCUCCAAGGACGACAGCGGCCCCGGUACCAAGCAGGCUUCGGGAGAGGCCUCCUCACUCCGGGACUACGCGGCUUCCACUAUGACCGAGUUCCUCGGCAUGUUUGGCUACGAUGACCAGAACACGAGGGACGAGCUGGCCAGGAAGAUCAGCUUCGAGAAGCUGCACGCAGGCUCCACCCCCGAGGUGGCCACCUCCUCCAUGCUGCCCGCCUCCGAGGAUGCCCUCAGCAAGCGGGCGCGCUUCUCCAAAUAUGAGGAGUACAUCCGCAAGCUCAAGGCCGGCGAGCAGCUCUCCUGGCCGGCCCACAGCACCAAGGCCGAGGAGCGGGCGGGCAAGGACGUGGUGGGGCCCCUGCCCGGCCUGCGGCUGCCCAGCAGCACGGCGCACCUGGAGACCAAGGCCACCAUCCUGCCCCUGCCCUCACACAGCAGCGUUCCCAUGCAGGGCCUGGUGGCCCGCACCUCCAAGUACGACUUCUUCAUCCAGAAACUGAAGACGGGCGAGAACCUGCGGCCCCAGAACGGGAGCACCUACAAGAAGCCAUCCAAGUACGACCUGGAGAACGUCAAGUACCUGCACCUCUUCAAACCCGGGGAGGGCAGCCCCGACAUGGGCGGGGCCAUUGCCUUCAAGACGGGCAAGGUGGGGCGCCCCUCCAAGUACGACGUCCGGGCCAUCCAGAAGCCGGGCCCCGCCAAGGUUCCGCCCACCCCCAGCCUGGCUCCUGCACCCCUCCCCAGCGUGCCCAGUGCUCCCAGCGCCCCUGGGCCAGGGCCCGAGCCAUCCGCCUCCCUGCCCUUCAACACUCCCGAGUACCUGAAGUCGACCUUCUCCAAAACAGACUCCAUCACCACGGGGACCGUCUCCACUGUCAAGAACGGAUUGCCCACAGAUAAACCAGCUGUCACCGAAGAUGUAAACAUUUACCAGAAAUAUAUUGCCAGGUUCUCCGGCAGUCAGCACUGUGGCCAUAUCCACUGCGCCUACCAGUACCGUGAGCACUACCACUGCCUUGACCCGGAGUGCAACUACCAGAGGUUCACGAGCAAGCAGGAUGUGAUCCGGCACUACAACAUGCACAAGAAACGCGACAACUCCCUGCAGCACGGCUUCAUGCGCUUCAGCCCGCUGGACGACUGCAGCGUCUAUUACCACGGCUGCCACCUCAACGGGAAGAGCACCCACUACCACUGCAUGCAGGUGGGCUGUAACAAGGUGUAUACAAGCACGUCAGAUGUGAUGACCCACGAGAACUUCCACAAGAAGAACACCCAGCUCAUCAACGAUGGCUUCCAGCGCUUCCGAGCCACCGAGGACUGCGGCACGGCCGACUGCCAGUUCUACGGGCAGAAGACCACGCAUUUCCACUGCAGGCGCCCCGGCUGCACAUUCACCUUCAAGAACAAGUGUGACAUCGAGAAGCACAAGAGCUACCACAUCAAGGACGACGCGUAUGCCAAGGACGGCUUCAAGAAGUUCUACAAGUACGAGGAGUGCAGGUACGAGGGCUGCGUGUACAGCAAGGCCACCAACCACUUCCACUGCAUCCGCGCCGGCUGCGGCUUCACCUUCACGUCCACCAGCCAGAUGACCUCGCACAAGCGCAAGCACGAGCGCAGGCACGUCCGCUCCUCGGGCGCGCUGGGGCUGCCGUCCUCGCUGCUGGGCGCCAAGGACACGGAGCACGAGGAGUCGAGCAACGACGACCUGGUCGACUUCUCGGCCUUGAGCAGCAAGAACUCCAGCCUGAGCGCCUCCCCGACCAGCCAGCAGUCCUCCGCCUCCCUGGCCGCCGCCGCCGCCGCCGCCGCCGAGGCCACACCCGGUGCCGCCAAGCCGCCCAACAGCAAGAUCUCCGGGCUGCUGUCCCAGGGCCUGCCCGCUUCCAUCCCACUGGCGCUGGCCCUCUCCAACUCAGGCCUGCCCACCGCCGCCCCCUACUUCCCUAUCCUUCCGAGCCGGGGCAGCGCCUCCUUGCCCGUGGGUGCCCCCGGCCUCCUGGGUGCCAUGUCGUCCGGGGCAGUGGCCUCGGCGGCAGCCGACACACCCGCCCUGGCCGCCUCGGGAGCCGGUGACUCUGCCCCGGCCGCCGCCACCUCUGUCCCGGUGCCCCCCGCCUCCAUCAUGGAGAGGAUCUCGGCGAGCAAGGGUCUCAUCUCACCCAUGAUGGCCAGGCUGGCCGCGGCUGCCCUCAAGCCCUCUGCCACCUUUGACCCAGGAAACGGGCAGCAGGCCACCCCCGCCAGGUUCCCCCCGGCCCCGGUGAAGCAGGAGCCCGGUGAGAGCGCUGGCGCCCCGGUUCCCCACGAGGUCUCCCAGGACCGCAGUUUAGACCUGACUGUGAAGGAGCCCAGUAAUGAAUCAAAUGGCCAUGCAGUCCCGGCAAACUCGUCUCUUUUAUCCUCGCUUAUGAAUAAGAUGUCUCAGGGCAACCCCAACCUUGGCAGCCUGUUGAACAUCAAGACAGAAGCGGAGGGCAGCCCCGCCGUGGAGUCCUCGCCCUUCCUGGGCAAGGCCGUGAAGGCGUUGGUUCAGGAGAAGCUGUCCGAGCCCUGGAAGGUGUACCUUCGAAGGUUUGGCACCAAGGACUUCUGUGACGCCCAGUGUGACUUCCUUCACAAGGCACACUUCCACUGCGUGGUGGAGGAGUGCGGCGCGCUUUUCAGCACCCUGGACGGGGCCAUCAAGCAUGCCAACUUCCACUUCCGGACGGAGGGAGGAGCAGUGAAGGGAAACGCAGAGGCUCCCUUCCCCACCUCGGCUGCGGAGACCAAACCCGCCUUGGCCCCCUCGUCCCCUCCAGCGCCUCCUGUCACCACAGCCUCUCUGGAGGGUCCCACUCCCAGCCCGGCUGCCGUGCCCUCCACCCCCACGCUGCUCGCCUGGAAGCAGCUGGCUUCCACCAUACCCCAGAUGCCUCAGAUUCCAGCGUCAGUGCCUCACCUGCCCACUUCGCCCUUGGCAACGACUUCUCUAGAAAACGCCAAGCCCCAGGUCAAACCCGGAUUCCUCCAGUUCCAGGAGAACGAUCCUUGCCUCGCCACGGACUGCAAGUACGCCAACAAGUUCCACUUCCACUGUCUCUUCGGGAACUGCAAGUACGUCUGCAAAACCUCCGGCAAGGCUGAGUCCCACUGCCUGGACCACAUCAACCCCAACAACAACCUGGUGAACGUGCGAGACCAGUUUGCGUACUACUCACUUCAGUGUCUCUGUCCCAACCAGCACUGUGAGUUCCGGAUGCGUGGACACUACCACUGCCUCCGGACCGGCUGCUACUUUGUGACCAACAUCACCACCAAGUUGCCGUGGCACAUAAAGAAGCACGAGAAAGCCGAGCGGCGGGCAGCCAACGGAUUCAAGUACUUUACCAAGCGCGAGGAGUGUGGCAGGCUAGGCUGCAAGUACAACCAGGUGAACAGCCACUUCCACUGCAUCCGGGAGGGCUGCCAGUUCUCCUUCCUCCUCAAGCACCAGAUGACCUCCCACGCCCGGAAGCACAUGCGGAGGAUGCUGGGCAAGAACUUCGAUCGCGUGCCCCCCUCCCAGGGCCCCCCGAGCCUGAUGGACACGGAGACAGAUGAGUACAUGGAUUACACGGGCUGCAGCCCGGGCGCCGUGUCCUCUGAGUCGCCCACCAUGGACCGGAGCUGCUCCAGCACCCCCGUGGGCAACGAGAGCACGGCGGCAGGGAACACCAUCUCCAUGCCCACAGCCUCCGGGGCCAAAAAGCGCUUCUGGAUCAUCGAGGACAUGUCGCCGUUCGGCAAGCGGCGCAAGACGGCCUCCUCGCGGAAAAUGCUGGACGAGGGCAUGAUGCUGGAGGGCUUCCGGCGCUUCGACCUCUACGAGGACUGCAGGGACCCGACCUGCCAGUUCUCGCUCAAGGUCACGCACUACCACUGCACACGGGAGAACUGUGGCUACAAGUUCUGCGGACGCACGCACAUGUACAAGCACGCGCAGCACCAUGACCGCGUGGACAACCUCGUGCUGGACGACUUCAAGCGCUUCAAGGCCUCGCUCAGCUGCCACUUCGCCGACUGCCCCUUCUCGGGCUCCAGCACGCACUUCCACUGCCUGCGCUGCCGCUUCCGCUGCACCGACAGCACCAAGGUGACGGCGCACCGCAAGCACCACGGCAAGCAGGACGUCAUCAGCGCGGCGGGGUUCUGCCAGUUCAGCUCGAGCGCCGACUGCGCCGUGCCCGACUGCAAGUACAAGCUCAAGUGCUCGCACUUCCACUGCACCUACCCGGGCUGCCGCCACACGGUCGUGGGCAUGUCGCAGAUGGACUCGCACAAGCGCAAGCACGACAAGCAGGAGCGCGGCGAGCCACCCGCCGCGUCCCCGGGCCCCGCCGUCGGCCUGGACGGCGCGCUGUCUCUGGGCACCGAGCCCGGGGCCCCCCUGCUCUUCCUCCCGCCCGCCGCCGCCGCCGCCGCCGCUUCCGCGGGCCUGGGGCUGGGGCCGGGCGAUGCGGGCGACCCCGGGGACCCCGGCCCGCCCGACGGCCCCGGGCCCCGCGACGGCCCCGCUGCACCGGCGCCCGGCCCGGUGGCGGCUGGGGAGUCGUCACAGGAGGACGAGGAGGAGGAGCUGGAGCUGCCCGAGGAGGAGGCGGACGACGACGAGGACGACGACGAAGACGACGACGACGACGAGGAGGACGACGACGACGACGACGACGACGACGAGGACCUGCGCACCGACUCGGAGGAGUCGCUGCCCGAGGCGGCGGCGGCGGCGGCGGCGGCGGCGGCGGGGCCGGGGGCGCGGAGCCCAGAGCUGGCGGCCCCGGCGCCCGCCACAGCGUCGCCCUAG
Molecule: messenger RNA, 5571 nt
Organism: Lynx canadensis (Canada lynx)
Lineage: Eukaryota; Metazoa; Chordata; Mammalia; Carnivora; Felidae
Gene: CASZ1
Product: castor zinc finger 1
Exons: 21
Coding region: 295-5571 (1758 amino acids)
Biological process (GO): positive regulation of transcription by RNA polymerase II; regulation of neuron differentiation
Cellular component (GO): nucleus
Molecular function (GO): RNA polymerase II transcription regulatory region sequence-specific DNA binding; DNA-binding transcription factor activity, RNA polymerase II-specific
Source: RefSeq, a predicted model, not a curated record